Anopheles marshallii is the source of this 1239-nucleotide messenger RNA. RefSeq names its product 26S proteasome regulatory subunit 6B. Gene Ontology annotation, cellular component: proteasome regulatory particle, base subcomplex. Gene Ontology annotation, biological process: proteasome-mediated ubiquitin-dependent protein catabolic process. NCBI's taxonomy places the organism in Eukaryota, Metazoa, Arthropoda, Insecta, Diptera, Culicidae. Bases 1 to 1239 code for a protein of 412 amino acids. Gene Ontology annotation, molecular function: proteasome-activating activity; ATP hydrolysis activity; ATP binding. The record is from RefSeq and is a predicted model, not a curated record. The transcript has 4 exons.
AUGAUUGACGCCGAGAUGGUAAUUCCUGAUAAGGACGAGUCCGAUACGCGAACCAUGAAGGACGUAGUGAACCCGUUGGAAGAACCCCAGGAGGAGGAUCUGUACAUAAAAUACAAAAAACUGCUGAAGAUGCUCGAGUUCUUAGUGGUUCAGGAGGAGUACAUCAAGGAUGAGCAGCGUAAUCUGAAGAAGGAAUAUCUGCACGCGCAGGAAGAAGUAAAACGCAUCCAGUCGGUUCCGCUCGUAAUUGGUCAGUUCCUGGAAGCGGUCGACCAAAACACCGGUAUCGUUGGCUCGACGACGGGUUCCAACUACUAUGUUCGCAUUCUGUCCACCAUCGACCGGGAGUUGCUGAAACCAUCGGCUAGCGUCGCCCUGCACAAACACAGUAAUGCGCUGGUGGAUGUUCUGCCACCGGAAGCAGAUAGUUCAAUUUCCAUGCUCAAUGCGGACGAGAAGCCGGAUGUACAGUAUUCCGACAUCGGCGGUAUGGAUAUGCAGAAGCAAGAAAUUCGCGAAGCGGUCGAACUGCCGCUAACACAUUUCGAACUGUACAAGCAAAUCGGUAUUGAUCCUCCGCGGGGUGUGCUCAUGUACGGACCACCCGGAUGCGGUAAGACAAUGCUGGCCAAGGCUGUCGCCCAUCAUACAACGGCUGCUUUCAUUCGUGUGGUUGGUUCCGAGUUUGUGCAAAAGUAUCUCGGCGAGGGACCCCGUAUGGUGCGUGAUGUGUUCCGUCUGGCGAAGGAAAACUCACCGGCCAUCAUCUUCAUCGACGAAAUCGAUGCCAUCGCUACGAAACGUUUCGAUGCCCAGACCGGUGCUGAUCGGGAGGUACAGCGUAUCCUGCUCGAGCUGCUCAACCAGAUGGAUGGAUUCGAUCAAACCACCAAUGUGAAGGUCAUCAUGGCAACGAACCGUGCCGAUACGCUCGAUCCUGCCCUGCUGCGUCCGGGUCGACUCGAUCGAAAGAUUGAAUUCCCGCUGCCGGAUCGACGACAGAAGCGACUGAUCUUCUCCACCAUUACCGCCAAGAUGAAUCUAUCCGAGGACGUCGAUCUGGAAGAUUUCGUUGCCCGGCCGGACAAAAUUUCCGGUGCCGACAUUAACGCUAUCUGCCAGGAGGCGGGCAUGCACGCGGUACGUGAAAAUCGUUACAUUGUGCUAGCGAAGGACUUUGAAAAGGGAUACAAAAACAAUAUCAAAAAGGAUGAAACGGAGCACGAGUUCUACAAGUAG